This is a messenger RNA of Penicillium roqueforti, 2556 nucleotides long. Its product is annotated as putative PHD transcription factor. Gene Ontology annotation, biological process: positive regulation of DNA-templated transcription. The coding region runs from base 1 to 2556 and encodes 851 amino acids. NCBI's taxonomy places the organism in Eukaryota, Fungi, Ascomycota, Eurotiomycetes, Eurotiales, Aspergillaceae. The transcript is spliced from 2 exons. The record is from RefSeq and is a predicted model, not a curated record. Gene Ontology annotation, cellular component: Set1C/COMPASS complex.
AUGGCGGAGAUGGAGGCGGCCGUCGGCGCAAACCACAUGAACGGCUCCGCGACCAAAAAGUCCACAACCGACCCCUACGAAACCAACCCCGAUCGCAUUCCCAGCGAUGACCUGUUUAUCUCCCUGAGUGCGCAAUACGGCCGCUACACACCCCGCGCCGACGAUUUCACCCCUCGCUUUAUGAACUGGUAUCGGUCUGACCCGACCGUGAACUCUUUCUGGGAGAAGGUCGCGCAGAAAUACUGUACCCCAGAAUACUCACUAAAUAUUUCAGGUUCGAGGGAGGCAUUCGCGGCUGGGAGUAUAAUUAUCCGGGUUGACCGCGAACUGGCCGACGGAGCGGCGGCUGCGAGAUACUCAUCUGCUAAUGCGAAUGAACUGUUAGCCGCGCAGAAGGCAGAGGACUCGCUCAGAGAGAUCGGAGUUGCAGUCCCAGUGGUAUAUUUUUGCGGGACGAUUGAAGGGAGGAAUGUGACAAUCGAGUCGCGCAUUGCUGGUGUCUCGCUGGAAGUUGCAUGGAGGUAUCUCGACACGGAACAGAUCGAAGUCUUCAAAAAUCAGUGUCGCCAGAUCCUCCAACGGCUCGGGACAAUCCAUUCCCCCUCAGACGAACCAUCCUAUGUAUGCCGUGAACUCAAUUCGCAAAUUCCCCCCUCUGUCGACACUCGCGAACGAGAUAUCCUAUUUACAGACAAAACCAAGGAGGAAGAACUAUCUUUGACACAUAACAACCUCAUUCCAAGCAAUAUUAUUGUCCAGGAUGAUCGGGUGGUGGGGAUUGCUGGCUGGCGACAAUGCGGAUAUUUUGGCACUGUCAGAGCCGAGAAGGUCCAUCGACUCUUCAGGGAUCUUGGGCCUGCGUCUCAAAAUGGCGUCGACACCUCCGAGAAUGGAGUGACGUGGUCUGACCUCUAUGAUAAUGCCUACGACCCCAGUAAAGGCACUCCGCUGGUCGCAAACCAAGAUACACCCCUUCCGUCAGUCAAAACCGAGCCAACAAGCUCUACCCUCGACAAAUUCCCAGCUAGCAACGACUUGGACACAAAUUCACUAGGUCUAGAUGGCACGAGCGACUACGCGACGUCCAAAACAGUGGCGAAUCUCAAGCAUGGGCUGACGUCGAGGGCGUCAUCAUCCGACCGGUCCUCCCCAGCAAAUUCCGUCAAACCAGCAAACAAAAAGCCCACGACAAACACUAGCAAAAAGGGAACUGCGAAGAAGCCAGCCGCCAAGAAGCGCAAGGUAAAUGACCCGGACGCAGACAGCCUUGAUGGGCGGCGUUCGAACACACCUGUUUCCCGGGCCAGCAAAACACCUGCCAAGAAACAAAAUUCUGUCUCGAUCGCAGGGUCACCCGCUCCCGAAGAGAAGAAAAAGCCGCAGAAGAAGAAGAAAAAAGGGCCCAAACCACCUACUGCCCAGGAGAAUGACGACUCCGACAGCUUCGAUGAAAACGCGAUCUUCUGUAUUUGCCGCCGACCUGAUAACCAUACGUGGAUGAUCGGGUGUGACGGCGACUGUGAUGACUGGUACCAUGGGAAAUGCGUCAAUAUUGAUCCUCGAGAUGCGGAUUUGAUUGAGCGGUAUAUCUGCCCAAAGUGCGCAAGCGAAGGAAAGGGAUGCACAACAUGGAAACCGAUGUGCCGUCUGAUCGAGUGCCGGAAACCAGCGCGCGCUAAGACGAAGCCCCCGAGCAAAUACUGCUGCGACGAUCACGGCCGGGAAUUCAUGCGCCAACAGAUUCAGCAUCUUAAAAAACGUACCGGUCAGGCUAAUGGUCUUUUUGAAGAUUUGGGUAGUAUGGGUGGCAUUCUUACAGCUGGGGACUUGAAAGCUGCCGUUAUGGGGGUGACAUCCACACAAGAAUUCCGAAAGCUCGGAGAUCGCAUCAUCUCCCCACCACCACAGGUAGAUGACAAAGAAACUGCUAUGGCUGUGAUCAAACCGGAUUCAAAUCCGCAGACCGGAAGAUGGUUGGGAGUCGACGUCCAUGCCAAGGGCUUGGAAUAUUCACCCGAUGAGAUUGCGAAGAUCGAAAAGCUGCGCACGCAGCGUGAGGAGCUCCUUCAUCGCAAGGAGAUGCUUGCCGCACGCACAACGUUCGUCUCUCUUCUCAAACCCCGCGCCAAGGGCGUAGUAGAGAAACUGAAACAGCACGAGCCGAAGGGCGGAUGGAAAGAUAUCUGUGGCUUUGACUCGCGGCUCUCGUGGUCCGACGAAGAAUUCGAUGAAUGGCGACUCUCCGACGCUGGAAAGAAAGCUCUCGCGGAGGGAACAGCGGAAGCUUUGGCUGUGAGCUCCUCAGCUGGCACUGAUGCAGACGGGGACACGGCGAUGAACGGCGAUGGCGACGAUGAUAUUGCAUUUUGGACGCGUGGCGUGUGCACUAAGAAGCGGUGCGAGAGACACAAGCAGUGGGUCAAAGUGCAGCAACAAGAUAUUCUCUUUGAGGAGGAAACGGCAGAGCGGGACCUCGCCAAGUGUGAGGAGGAAGCUCGGUCCGUGGUGGAGCGGGGUGUGAUGAGACGAUGGGCCGAGAAGGAUAAUCAGGCUUGA